AUGAGUUGUGUAGCUGCAAUUGCUGAUUAUAAAUUUGCCUAUUCUGGAAACGGUGAUUAUGUCUCUGCUUUAAAUGGGGAGGCCGAGCUUGGACCAAGUGAAUUAAAUUGCGAAGCUCCACUCCCUAAAUUUUCUUAUGGUAAUCAUUAUUACCUUCCAUGA
Meloidogyne enterolobii is the source of this 162-nucleotide messenger RNA. The record is from the annotation of a GenBank genome assembly. Lineage: Eukaryota; Metazoa; Nematoda; Chromadorea; Rhabditida; Meloidogynidae.